AUGGGUAGAAAAUUUAUUGUCUCAGUGAUCUUAGCCGUAAUCCUUUGUGCUGUCACUCAAGGUGAAGCCCAACUCCAGAUGCCACUGACGAUUCCUGGAUUUUUUACCCCUGAUUCACCUGUUAAUCUGAUAAAAUGUUGGUUGUCUCUCUUCAGUGUCGAAGGAUGUGUACUUGAAAUCUCUAAGUCAAUUUUCUCAGGAAAAUUUGAAAAUGUUGAAGCAGCAUGUUGCAAAGCAUUCUCAACUUUAGACGCAAAUUGUUGGCCUCACAUGUUUCCACUGAAUCCAUUCUUUCCACCUCUUCUCAAGGACAAUUGUGCUGGCACUCUAGAUUUGUAG
This is a messenger RNA of Raphanus sativus (radish), 339 nucleotides long. RefSeq lists its product as uncharacterized. Gene Ontology annotation, biological process: double fertilization forming a zygote and endosperm; regulation of protein localization to cell surface; regulation of double fertilization forming a zygote and endosperm. The record is from RefSeq and is a predicted model, not a curated record. Gene Ontology annotation, cellular component: extracellular region; vesicle. The coding region runs from base 1 to 339 and encodes 112 amino acids. The transcript has a single exon. NCBI's taxonomy places the organism in Eukaryota, Viridiplantae, Streptophyta, Magnoliopsida, Brassicales, Brassicaceae.